AUGAGGAUCGCAGAUAUUGGAGGAGUUCUCCUGGAAGCUGCUAAGCUGACGAGGUCCUGGUUUUGUCAGAAGCCAGAUUACGGCUUCUCCCAAAAAGUGGACGAGGAGGAGGGCGGCGGCGGAGUCACUCUACACCCGCCAGACGGAUUCUACUCCCACCAACAUAGUAUACACAGUGGUCACCAUGCGCACAACGCUGAGCCCGACCGCGGCUAUAUGGAGGGCAACAGAUAUGUCACAGCGGUACAUCGGCCAUUGCCUGCUCUAAACCAUUCCAACUCGUCAUGCUCGUCCACAUCGAACGCGUCGACGGGCGCGGGACUGUGCGCGGGCGCGACAGAACCUGCCCCCCCGCUUUACAUCGCCGCCCCACCAGAGGGCUUCGGCCUAGCAGUUCAUACCAACAGGCGGGGCACAGAUGUUGGAAUCAUUGGCACUACCGGAAUAUCGCAAAAAGAUUCAAGUUUACCACAAAAACGUGGCAAAUUGACUCGAGGUCGUUAUGAAAUGUCCCAAGAUCUCCUUGACAAGCAAGUCGAGAUACUAGAAAGGCGAUACGGUGGACUAAGAGCAAGGCGGGCGGCAGUCACGAUACAAAGGGCUUUCCGACGACGACAAUUGUUAAAGAAAUUUAGCGCGAUCACAGCAAUGGCGAAAGCAGCUGAUUCCAACGCAAGGAGAUUGCAAGAUGGUGACCAUCUGCUUGUCAAUGGUAACGACAUUUACGCAAACACACAUCUACAGAAGAGCCCCAGUGGCCAAGAGAAGUCACUCGCGCUUACUAGACCUAUGCGGUCCAUGUCGUUGAGAGAACGACACGACAUUGAUAUGAGUAACCACAUGACAUGCGACCCUCAGAACGAAGUGGAAGCCAUGGUCGCUCGAGUACAACAGUCUGCCCAUCAGAUACAUAUGAUGGCUUCAGAGAUACCUCCUCAUCAUCGUGGUGAUGCUGAUAGUGGGGUGUGCAGUUGUUCUGUAAGCGGAUCGGUGACGAACAUUUCUACAUCUUCCUCGCACAAUGAAUCUCUACACAACCACCAACUAUUAAAUAAUUCAGGUCCUAUAUACGGCAACCUGCUGUCGUCAGGUGGCAAGCCCCUAUCAUCUCCCACCGCGCGUCAGCAACAGCAACUAGCAGCAAUACAAGCGGCGAAUGCAAGACGACUGCCCCCGGAAGUACCGAAACGGACUAGCAGUAUUACACUUAAUGCCGAAAGUCCAGUGUCAUUGAGACGAGCAGAAUGUGGAGGAGCGGUAGUGCGGGGAGGGUCGAUGUCGUCAGUGCAGUCGUCGUCCUCCUCGUCAUCACAGGAGCAUCGUCAUCAUUACCAUCAGCCGUACCAGCCGAGAGCGCCGGAACCCCACAUCCACAUCCAAGAGCAACAGUUCCAGCAACACGCGCGCACAGCCUCCGGCACUCUGUACGAGGGGGAGAGGUACGCGGUGUGGAAGAGACAGGAAGCUCCACCAUACUACGAGGCACCACCUCCGGCCACCUGCUGCAGGCCACAACAUGAUCACCACCAGCACACCCACCAACCGCCGCUAAAGGUAUCAGAAACAGUCCGCAAACGCCAGUACCGGGUGGGACUGAACCUGUUCAACAAGAAACCUGAACGUGGCAUCGCAUACCUUAUCUCGCGAGGGUUUCUCGAGAACUCUCCGCGCGGUGUCGCGCGCUUUCUCAUCACCAGGAAAGGCCUCAGCAAACAGAUGAUUGGCGAAUACUUGGGCAAUUUGCAGAGCCAAUUCAACAUGGCUGUGUUGGAGUGUUUCGUCAACGAGCUUGAUUUGUCCGGUAUGGCGGUAGAUGUAGCCUUACGCAGAUAUCAGGCUCACUUCAGACUGCCUGGCGAGGCUCAGAAGAUAGAGCGUCUGGUCGAGGCCUUCGCGAGGCGGUACUGCGUGUGUAACACCGACUUUGUGCAACGGCUACGUACUCAGGACACGAUAUUCGUAUUAGCAUUCGCAAUAAUAAUGCUAAAUACGGACCUGCACACGCCAAACCUGAAGCCCGAGGCUCGCAUGUCGCUGGACGACUUCGUGCGAAACCUCCGUGGUAUAGACGAUUGUGGGGAUAUCGAUAGGGACAUGUUGGCCGGGAUCUACGAUAGAGUGAAGGCGAGCGAGUUCAGGCCUGGAAGUGAUCAUGUUACGCAGGUGAUGAAAGUGCAAGCAACAAUCGUGGGUAAAAAACCCCACCUGGCCCUCCCGCACCGGCGGCUAGUAUGCUACUGCCGGCUGUAUGAAAUACCUGAUAUACAUAAGAAGGAGCGUCCUGGUGUACAUCAGAGAGAGGUGUUCCUAUUCAACGAUCUGCUAGUAAUAACGAAGAUAUUCAGUAAGAAGAAGUCGUCAGUGACGUACACGUUCCGACAGUCGUUCCCGCUCUGUGGGAUGCUUGUCAAUCUGUUUUCAGUGCCACAUUACCCAUUCGGUAUUCGUCUCUCGCGCCGCGUGGACGGGCGUCGGCUGGCGACGUUCAACGCUCGCAACGAGCACGACCGGUGCAAGUUCGCGGAGGACCUGCGCGAGAGUGUAGCCGAGAUGGACGAGAUGGAGGCUAUGAGGAUUGAGGCGGAGUUGAAUAGAGGCAAGCGGAGCACGGGCAACUCCGGAAGGAAUGUAAUGGAAAACCGGGACAGUGGAGUGGCGGAUGUGGAAAUUGAUCACCAACAGUGCAUGGACCACGUGCACGUUCAUGGUGUGGUGGUGCCCCCUCCCCCCUCGUGCCCCGCGCCCGCGGCGCCCGCGCGCCUGUCGCAGAACCCCCCACCGACUAGCAUCAUCAAGCGGAACGUGCUCAGCAAUUCACUCGUUGAUAUAAAUGAUCCUGUGGCAUUAGCGGCUGAGCGUCUCCAACGGCGUGGCUCAGUGGGCUCGCUGGACAGCGGCAUGUCGGUGUCCUUCCAGCAGGGGAGCCGCACCGCCCUGCACGCCACGUCCCCGCGACACCCGCCCGACCAGCGCUCGCCUGGUCGACUUUUCGGAGGCAUAUUUCCCGGGCGUCAAAGAAAACUAAGCGCAUCAGGUGUUCCAGACACCAAAGCAGGGGUCGGCAAGAGCACAGAAGUA
Messenger RNA from Brenthis ino (lesser marbled fritillary), 3078 nucleotides. Lineage: Eukaryota; Metazoa; Arthropoda; Insecta; Lepidoptera; Nymphalidae. The record is from the annotation of a GenBank genome assembly.